AUGUACAAGAUAUUCGAAUUGGACAAGGAAAUCAACCCGAACUCCGAUAUAAACCUAGAUUUGAGGUUGGGCGAGUAUGAACCGUAUGAUGGUGAUUACGAUGACAUGCUCGAGGAAAUCAAGGGUUCGUUCGUAGCCGUGCGCGGGUAUAACCGGUUGCAACACGCGCGGGACCGGGCAGCAUCCUACGAGGUCGACGUCUCGGGCAUCGAAUUGUACGGAAGAAAUCUAGAGAACGAGAUCUAUAAACGCGUGGCCAUGCAUGCAGCGAAACUCAAGCGGCGGCUCCCGCCUGUGUUGGCUGCGGUCUGGGCCGAGCGGUACUGUGAAUCUGAAGAUGACCGCCCGCCUUAG
Molecule: messenger RNA, 354 nt
Organism: Pelagomonas calceolata
Lineage: Eukaryota; Pelagophyceae; Pelagomonadales; Pelagomonadaceae
Source: the annotation of a GenBank genome assembly